Messenger RNA from Ruditapes philippinarum (Manila clam), 2270 nucleotides. RefSeq lists its product as uncharacterized. Gene Ontology annotation, molecular function: serine-type endopeptidase inhibitor activity. Bases 171 to 2153 code for a protein of 660 amino acids. Lineage: Eukaryota; Metazoa; Mollusca; Bivalvia; Venerida; Veneridae. The record is from RefSeq and is a predicted model, not a curated record. Gene Ontology annotation, cellular component: extracellular region. The transcript has 3 exons.
UCAUGUCUGUUUCAAAUGUUUGUUUACAACUAUCUACUAACCCUGAUGACAUAAAACAUGGUCCUAAUUGUCGUUUUUUUGCAGGUAGAGCACACAUACUGUUGAUAAUUAAUAACAGGGGUCAACAUAUAGUGACCAUGUCAUUUUGGCCACUUUAAGUAUAUAUUAAUAUGUGUUUAUUAAUUAAUAAGCGUGGGUAUUAUUACUAUAUAAGUUUUUACCUUGACAAGCCUUUUUUCGAUAAACUGUUUUUAUUACUUAAUAGUUUUAGUGUAUGCGACACUUUAUGCAAGGAUACUGUGCACAUAACUUCAGUCGGAUUUUGGUUAAAAAUGAAGAUCUACAUUUUCUUGCUAAUUAUUGGAAUAUCACAGGCUAAUGAGACGUCGUUUCCAUCAAAGGAAGAACCAAGUACAAAGUCCCUCUCAACAACUACUGUAGGAAUAACACAGGCAAAUGAAACGUCGUCUCCAUCAAAGGAAGAACCGAGUACAAAGUCCCUCUCUACAACUGAUGCAGUCACAACUCAACUUCCAUUGAUGACGUUAGCUGGAGCAAAACCAAUGAGUACCAAUUCUCUGUUACUAACAACAACCGUGAAAUCAGGCAGCAAUUCGAAUCUUUCAGAAGAUAAUGCUAAUGCAAAUGACAGAAGCAUUUUAGGAAUAGUCGGUACGAAAAAUGCCGUAAACCUAGAAGAAAAAGCAAUGACAAAUACUCCUGUAGAUGUUAAACUAAACCAACGUAAUACCGAUGGGACAUUCAAAAGAAAUUCAAAAGAUACAGGCAACAAUAAAAAUAGAGACAGAACCAAUUGUAAUGUGAAGAAUAGCAAAUGUGUUCCAACUAGAGAAGAACUGAUAGCUGCAGGAGUAUCAAAUCCUGAGAUGAUGCAACAUAAAAUAAAUGUUCCACUACCAGAACUUGAGGUGAAAGAGGUACCUAACAGUAAUAUUAAUAGGGUUGAUGCCAAUUCGAAUAAACCAAAAUGUAAUGUGAAGAAUAGCACAUGUGUUCCAACUAGAGAAGAACUUAUUGCCGCAGGAGAAUCAAAUCCUGACAGGAUGCAACAUAAAAUAAAUGUUCCACAACCAGAACUUGAGGUGAAAGAGGUACCUAACAGUAUUAUUACUGCAAUUGAUGCCAAUUUGAAUAAACCUAAAUGUAAUGUGAAGAAUAACACAUGUGUUCCAACUAGAGAAGAACUGAUAGCUGCAGGAGAAUCAAAUCCUGGCAUGAUGCAACAUAGAUUAAGUGGUCCACUAGAACUUGAGGUUAAAGAAGUAACUAACAACAAUAUAACUGCAGUUGAUGCCAAUUCAAAUAAACCAAAAUGUAAUGUUAAGAAUAGCACAUGUGUUCCAACAGAGAAAGAACUUUUGGCAUCUGGGAUUGACAUGAGCGGUCUCAGACAAUUUAGUAUAGAUACAGAAAACGUUUUUCUAGGGCAAAAUGAUCAAAGCGAUUCAAAAGUAAUUAAAGAUACCAUCGCAGAAACACUUACAAGGGAUAGUUUAAGUUCUAGCCAAGCCACCGUUAGUGGGAUAGCUUCUGGUACCGGUAAAACCAAUCCAAAACAAAUUGAAGGAGCGCUUGUUAAAGAAUCUAUAGCUGAAAUCACAGAAGCAAUGAAGCCGACGACAAUGCAACAGAUUCCAGUGCCAAGUAAAACAACACAGCAGACGAAAGAAGCUGUACAAACAACGGCUAGCAGCGUACUGGAAACUCCAAAACAGGUUGUUUCAAAUAUCGCGUCACUUAAGACAAACGAAAAGGGAAAACAACUCGAGAACACUGCUGGUUUGAUAACAUCUACAAUGACAUCAAAGAUGACGUCAACUGAUAGUCAGGCAAAGCAUCAGACGACAGAACUAUAUACGUGCCCAACAGUAAAAUGUAGAAACACAUGCGUGUACGAGAGAAAGGUUAAUUCUAAUGGGUGCCAAACUUGUGAAUGUAAAUUUUCGAAUAGUUGCCCAAGAGUAACCCCUGUAUCCCGGCUCUUGUGCUUACUUCGAGCAAACACAAGUCAAAGUUGUACAUCAAAUGCAGACUGUAGGCGAAACCGGAUAUGCUGUCCCGGCACGUGCGGACCAAUUUGCAGACGGCCAUCUAGAAGUAGAUCAAUGCUUCUUUCCAUGCUUGUUGAUUAAGUUGUUUCCUCUUACAUAAUGUAGAUAGUUGUAUAGAUGUAAAUGAAUUAUUUGUAAACGAAAAACAAAAUACCUUUAUGCUGUUGAAGUUGCUUCAAGUAGAUUAAAACCUCACAU